This is a messenger RNA of Phaedon cochleariae (mustard beetle), 2498 nucleotides long. NCBI's taxonomy places the organism in Eukaryota, Metazoa, Arthropoda, Insecta, Coleoptera, Chrysomelidae. The record is from the annotation of a GenBank genome assembly.
AUGGCGGCCUCGGUGGCGGCAGCUGCAUUUGUGGCGUUGGCGGUGGCGGUGGCGGCAGCAGUUGACACGGCUGUACGGGCGGUUGUGGCGGUGAAGGUAGCGGCAGCGGUGGCGGCAAGCGUAAGCGCGCCGCGCCCUCUAGGAACUAAACGCGUACUCCAUGAUACUACUCUGCCGAUGCGUAAUUUUCACACGUCGGCAGCAAUGGCGGCAGCUGUGGCAGUGGCGGCAGCGGUGGCUGUAGCCGUGGAGGUGGCUGCAGUGGUGGCGGCAGCGGUGAUUUUAGAUUUGAAUUUGAAAUGUAGUGGAAAAAUCAAUGUGGAAAACAAUAUAAAGAUCUUAAACAUAAUGUCGUUUUCACAGAAACAUAGUGGGAAGGUGUUGGUGCCCUGGUACAAUUCAGCGGAAUGGGCAUAUAUUUACAAUAUACUUCAGUCUGAUGAAUUGAAUGACCGAAAAAAAGCAAUAGAAGUACUGAAAAUCUGGAAAAUUCGAACGCCCUUACUAUCAGCAGGUGUGGAAGGCACUUUGAUUAUUCUAGAAGCUCAAUUGUGCAACAAAGAAAGCUUGUCAGAAAAUCAGAUAGCCCAACUAUACUCUUUAUCCUUAUUGAGAUUCUUAAAUAUUUGUGCUGCUAAUAAUGAAAAACAAGGAACCUUCAACAAAACUGCUUCUAAAAAUGAUCUGCCCAAAUGGAUGAUAGAUAUUAGACAUGACAUAGCUCAUGACCACCGUUUACCAUCAAAAUCUUUGCUAGAACAUGCUCUCACCCAGUCAUUCCAAUGGUUGAUGGAGAAAUAUUGGAAACAGCAAAAUGACCUGAUAACAGAUUAUGUGGUAACUGAAGAUUCUAUGGAUUCGAAUUGGAAAGUUCCCAAAACUCUAGACAUUUACAUCAGGUUAAGUUUCAACAUACUCAAUGGAAUCAGUAUGAAUGAAUUUGAUCAAGGGCUAAUGGCAAAACUGAACUAUGUGGUGAAUAAAAAGAGCAAGCAGUACAAUGACAUAACUAUCAAUGUCUUCCUUGAUAUUUUGGAAGAAAUUUUGAUGCAGUACCUUGACAUUCCAGAGAAUGAAAGAAUAGGGACCCAGAUAGCAAAAAUAUUAGUCACUGAUAAGGCUAUGUUAGCAACUGACUUAGAAACAACUCCAGAAGGAGUUGAAAUGAUUCCAAAGAAUUUCAGGAAGUUGUGGUCAAAUUUGGUUUCGAUGCUGUAUGAAAAUUCUUGCUUAUUUUCACUGGUGGAUCAGUUUUUGGAAAUUAUCAAUAAUGCUGUUCUCAGUGAUACAUUGAGAAAGGUAGCUUCCAUUUGGAUCCAAGAAAUAUUUGAUGGAUUAUUGAAUUUACAACUCAUUAAGGAAGAAUUUGAAGGCAUAAAAGAGGAAAAUUCUGUUGACUUGGACUCAAAAACAAGUAGGAUCAUAUUGAAAACAAUUUUGAACAAGAAAAAUCCCCAAUUGAAAGACUGCAUAGAGUUUGAGUCCUCUGACAAGCUUCCCUUACUAGAAGCCAAACAAUUUGAAGAAAAAAUAUUGAAAAUACCAAAUGUUUAUGUUCUGGAUUUCUUAGAAAGAGUUAUGACUUUCAACAAAAACACAGAUGAGCACAUUAAGCUUACAAAAAAUUUGGUUGAAAAUUUGAUUGGUCUUAACACUAAUUUCACUACAUGGAAUGGUGAAAUAUUCUCCUUAGAUAACCUCAGUUCAGCAUCAGGACUCAAUUAUUAUGAAGAUAUUUGUCAAGUAAAGGAAAUUGCUUCUACAGCUAAUACCGGAAAUAUUGGCAACACUGUAUUGGGAACUAGAUGGAAAAUCAUAAAAGACACUUCAGCAUAUCAAGGGUGUCCCUUGGGUGUUCUACCCCAUCAGAAUAGAGCUGAAAACCCAGCUUUACUCUUUGCUUGAGCCAUAUUGAGGUGGCCUAAAAAAAAAUGAGGAAAUUCUUGUUUUUCUCCAAUUCAAUACCAACUGCAUUUAUUGCUGGGUCUUUAGAUUCAACUAAACCAACAACUAGGAACCAAAAAAGUUGAUUACAAGUAAAUGUCUUAUUAGAAUUCAUACAUGAAUAUAUGUAUAUUUUCUUAAUAUUUUGGACAUUCUACUUAACAAUUAAGAAUUAGUAAAUGUUGGACAGGAAAUUCACAGAUCAUAAAAUGUGUUUUGCUAUUGUUCAAAGUGGAGUUUGGUAGUAUUUCAGGUUCAGGAAAUUCCCAAAUUUUGCUUGUUUUUGAUAUUGGGAAGGACAAAUCGAUUGUGAAGACCAAUAACAGUUUUUUUGCAUCAUUAUUUUGAGCAACCUUCAAAAUACAUUUCACAUAUAAUAAUUGAGAAAUAUUAGUUAUAGUUAUUAAUUGUUGAUUGUUAAUUGUUAAUUCCUAGUUGUUGGUUUAGUUGAAUCUACAAAUGCAGAAUUUUUUUAUUUUAUGUGUUAUAUUGUUAUGACUAAAGUUGUUUCAAGUUGAAACUCAAUAAAUGUUACAACAUUUCAAGCUAUAUGC